AAGGAACGGAUCCUCCAGGAAGCCGGGUCCGUGUGGCUGCCGCUGCCGCCGCGCUGCGGUGGCCGUGAUGCGUUCCGCUUGCAGCUUCCCGCUGCCAGGGGCCCCGGCCGCCAAGUCGGGCGCUGCGAGCAGGACUGACAGUGAGAAACUGAAAUUGAACCAUGACCCCAUGAGCUUCACUCCACUAAAGAAUGUUCAACUAAGGAGGGCCCCACUAACUGAAAUCAUGAGUUAAUGGAUCUCUCUGGUGGAAUGGCCUAACUCCAGGAGGACCCCAUCGUUUCUGUAGUGGUGUGUGAGGACUGACUCCUAGAACAUUGCCCGGUCUCUGACCCAUCAGCAUGGGGAGGAUCGGCAUCUCCUGUCUUUUUCCUGCUUCCUGGCAUUUUAGCAUCUCUCCAGUGGGGUGUCCUCGAAUUCUGAAUACCAAUUUACGCCAGAUUAUUGUUAUUAGUGUUCUGGCUGCUGCUGCUUCACUUUUAUACUUUUCUGUUGUCAUAAUCCGAAAUAAGUAUGGGCGGCUAUCCAGAGACAAGAAGUUUCAAAGGUACUUGGCACGAGUUACUGACAUUGAGGCCACAGACACCAAUAACCCCAACGUGAACUACGGUGUCGUGGUGGACUGUGGUAGCAGUGGGUCUCGGAUAUUUGUCUAUUGCUGGCCGAGGCAUAACGGCAAUCCUCACGAUCUGCUGGAUAUCCGCCAAAUGAGGGAUAAAAACCGAAAGCCAGUGGUUAUGAAAAUAAAACCCGGCAUUUCAGAAUUUGCUACCUCUCCGGAGAAAGUCAGUGAUUACAUUUCUCCACUCUUGAACUUUGCUGCAGAGCAUGUACCACGGGCAAAACACAAAGAGACGCCUCUCUACAUUCUCUGCACAGCUGGAAUGAGAAUCCUUCCCGAAAGCCAGCAGAAAGCCAUCUUGGAAGACCUUCUGACCGACAUCCCCGUGCACUUUGACUUUCUGUUUUCUGACUCUCAUGCAGAAGUAAUUUCAGGGAAACAAGAAGGUGUGUAUGCUUGGAUUGGCAUUAAUUUUGUCCUUGGACGAUUCGAGCAUAUUGAAGAUGAUGAGGAGGCAGUUGUGGAGGUUAACAUUCCUGGCAGUGAAAGCAGGGAAGCCAUUCUUCGUAAAAGGACAGCCGGUAUUCUCGACAUGGGAGGCGUGUCGACCCAGAUAGCGUACGAAGUUCCCAAAACUGUAAGCUUUGCCUCCUCACAGCAGGAAGAAGUCGCUAAGAACUUGUUGGCUGAAUUUAACUUGGGAUGUGAUGUUCACCAAACUGAGCAUGUGUACCGGGUCUACGUGGCCACAUUUCUUGGGUUUGGUGGCAAUGCUGCUCGACAGAGAUACGAAGACUGGAUAUUUGCCAACACAGUUCAAAAGAACAGGCUCCUGGGGAAGCAGACUGGUCUGGCUCCUGACACCCCAUACCUGGACCCUUGCUUACCCCUGGACAUUAAGGAUGAAAUCCAGCAAAACGGGCAGACCAUGUACCUCCGGGGAACAGGAGACUUUGACCUGUGCCGAGAGACCAUCCAGCCUUUCAUGAAUAAAACAAACGAGACGCAGACCUCCCUCAACGGGGUCUACCAGCCCCCCAUUCACUUCCAGAACAGCGAAUUCUAUGGCUUUUCGGAGUUCUACUACUGCACUGAGGAUGUGUUACGAAUGGGGGGGGACUACAACGCUGCUACUUUUACUAAAGCCGCAAAGGAUUAUUGUGCAACAAAGUGGUCGAUCCUGCGGGAACGCUUUGACCGAGGACUGUAUGCCUCACACGCCGACCUCCACAGGCUAAAAGUUCCCCUGUCCGUCCCUUGCCUGUUGAAGUCCUGCCCAGACCUCAGAGUCAGGUAUCAGUGCUUCAAGUCUGCCUGGAUGUUUGAGGUGUUCCAUAGGGGCUUUUCGUUUCCUGUCAGCUAUAAAAACUUAAAGACAGCCUUACAAGUUUACGAUAAGGAGGUUCAGUGGACCCUCGGAGCAAUCCUUUACAGGACCCGGUUUUUACCGUUAAGGGAUAUCCAGCAGGAGACCUUCCGGGCCAGUCACGCUCACUGGAGGGGCUUCUCCUUUGUCUACAAUCACUACCUGUUCUCGGGCUGCUUCCUGGUGGUCCUGCUCUCCAUCCUCCUCUACCUGCUGCGGCUGCGGCGCAUUCACAGGCGGACACUGCGUGGCGCUUCGACCACCACCCUCUGGCUGGAGGAAGGCCUGCCGUCCCAGAAGAUGGCCGCGUGAACUUAGGGACGGGAGUUCGAGAGCCCAGGAAGACUUUCUGAAGGAAAAGCCAUUUUUGCCUCAGGGUUUCUCCUGCUUAUUCCCUUUCGGCUUUGUUUUUGCUUUCCCUUUUUUGUUCCUUGCAACAAAAACAAACUCCGCUGUCGGAAGCUCUGCCUGUCCAGAAAGUGUUGUGGUUAGCCGUUCUGGAUACAGGUUUAAGUGGAGGAAAAAGGGAAAAGGACUUUGUUUUUGCUGCAUAGGAUACCGACUAAGAUUUUUGGCUUUUCUCUGAGGGAUGUUAAAUUUUAAACAGCUGCACUUUGCCUUUGGAGGGAAUGGCAAAGCCGUUUCCCAUCAGUGGUGGUGGCACUGACGAGUGUCACGUUCUCAGAACCAGAACCCGCCCGGCGGAAAUCGCAGUCCUCUUUUUGUCCAUCUCAAAAGCUCUAAGCUGAAGAGGGUGGUGUGUAGUUUUCACUUACUGUUCAGGUCUGUCACUACAUGUUUUCUUUGUGGGCUGAAAAACUCAAAGCCAUUUAUCCCCAAGACGGUGAAAGGCAGGCACCAGGAGGUAACUUUUUAAAACUGAUAGUCCUGGAAGAUGUGAAAUAACGACUAGAGCAGUGCACAUGUGUGUGUGAGAGAGUGUUUUGUGUGUGUGUGCGAAAAAGUGAGAGAGAAUGCGUGUGUGAGAGAAAGUAUGAGAGAAUGUGUGUGAGAGAGGGAGAGAAUGUGAGAGAGAAUGUGUGUGUGAAACAGAAUGUGUGUGUGAGAAAGUGUGCGUAUGAGAGUGUGGGAGAGAAGCGUGUGUGUGUAGGAGGAAGAGUGUGUGUGAGAGAGGGGGAAUGUGGGUGCAUGAGAGAACAAUGCUAAGGGUAGAGGAUGAGAGAAUGCAGUGCUCUUUCUUUUAAAAGCACACACACUUCAAAAUUUAUUGUUUAUUUCUUUUUAUGUAGAAAAAUCCCCAUUACCAUUCAUGCAUUGUCUUUCCUCACCACGGGUAAUGACUUUCUUAGUCGCACCUUUCAGCAGCCUUAGAACAUUAUGUCUUUGAGUUGGAAAAUCCCUCAAGUUUCACCGCUUUCGACAUCAUUAGAAGUGGAGCUCGUGCCUACUGACAGGCACGUCCGCAUUUCUCAGUGGUACGUUUUUCCGGGCUUAAUUGUGCUCUAGUUUCCUCCAACUUCGAGUUGGUGUUCCCCUCCUUAAUUAAAAAUGGUCUCAGUGGUUUUAUUUUGGAGACCCCCAUGCUUACAGGUUCUCUGUAUUACGGCCAUGAUUGAGGCCAUGGUUGUUAACACCACUGUAAAUCCGGACAAAGAGAAGGGUCUGACUUCAACAAGAAAUAAACUCACAUUUUGAGAAAACAAGUGCGACAUUUUAAACAAAGACCUAAAGAGGACAGCUGGAUUGGUGUAUGUGAGAUCGGUGGUUUUACACCUAUUCAUUUUGUUUAGAAGCUUUGGGAAUUCUCAUACCUAGUUUUUUUAGGUGAAGUUCUUUUUGUGAGUGUGUGUGUGUGUGUGUGUGUGCGUGCUGUUUCUUAGAACAGUGAAAUUCGGUUGGUUGGUAGCAAAUGUUUAUUUUGAGAACCAUCAGCUGCUUUUUCAGACUUCGUUGAUUAGAGAAAGGAUUCAGAUCCUGGAGCCCUUAUUUAAGUUAGAUUUUUAUCUUGUUUAUUAUUUAAAACAUGGCAUACUGUAUCUUGAUGACUUGAAAAGAUUACAAAUGUAUAAAAGAAACGCAAAUUCUCUUACUCUGCUCUUCACAGUGAAUAUUCUAACAGUGAAAAAGUUAUUGGUAGAAUACUUGUCUCUGAGAUCUAUGGAAGGUUGGAGGAGCGGCGUCCUGGUACAGCCUCUGAUGUGUGUGGGGUCUUGUUUCAGAGAGGACGGAGGUAAAUGGCCCUGUGAAAGGUCCAGCUUCAGAAACGCGGGUCUCCAGCUAUUCAAGUGCUCGGUCCCUGGUAAACACUGUCCCUUAUCAAGACCCAGCCACCGAUGAGCAGUGUUUUAGAUACCCCAGGAGCAGAGUGAGCUGGCGUGCUCGUCCUUGAAUCCUCUGACGGGGUUUGUUCUGUAGACUGUGGGUGGCAUUAGCGGUGAAGAGGGAGUGUGUUUACGCGUUAGCUUUUCUGCUGCCAACCAUUGGGAGUAGUAAGUGACCUGAGAAUGAAACUUUUCAAAUGCCUGGAGUAUGUGAUUUUUGCCUUUAAGAUCAAGGCAAGGAUUAGCCAGCAUAGGCCCAGAUUUAAAUGGGCUUUAGUUCAGACUUCCUACCAUAGAUUGCCACUUUUUACAAAAAAGGGUGCCAGUGUGGCCCAGCUCAGUACCGUUUGGGGGGCAGAAUCAAGACAACCAGUUCUGCUUUGCACCUAGCCUAGGGAUCCCUCUGCAAGGACCUACCUCAGUCUUCAAAAGAAAUCCCAAAUCAGGGUUCCAAGGCCCAAGCAACCUUAUACUUUACAUAGUUAAGUGCCCAUGUUCCCCUGCCAAAGAACUCCCAGGAGGAGGGCUUGGCCAACUAUUGGCCACAGGGAAAAUCUAGAAGACCCUUGAGCUGAGAAUGGUUUUUCAAUUUUUAAAAGGUUGUUAAAAGAAAAAAAAGGGGGGGAAGAAUAUGUGACAGUGUAUGUGACCUGUCGAGCCUAAAAUACUUACUAAAUGUCCCUUUAUGGACAGAUGUCCCUUAAAGAUGUUCACUGACCCCUGCGCAAACGACCCCAUUCAAGAAAGCAUACGCAUCGCAUUCUCUUAGUUCAGGAGGCUAGUUACCGUGUAUGGGCACAAAAAGAGCUGGGCAAGAGCUGACCAGUUUUCAAUCCUGAAAUAUUUGUGUGUGUACCAGAAUUCCACUUCUUACCUUUCCCUCUAGAUUAUUUUCAAGAUCAGUUUUCCAGAAAGCCAGCAAACAUGCGUCCCCCCACGGGUUGAAAAAGUGCUGUUCAGGAAGGAGGGCUUGCUGAGUUAUGUUGAGAGGCCUGCAUUCUCCAGAGGAUCUCACGUGGGUCUUUCUGAUGCAAGUGGGGCCGGGCUGAUUCAGGAGAGGAGUUCAUAGCAAUUAAGGGCUGGCCAAGGAGGCAGGGAACUCAGAAUACUUGGAAUAGAAAGCAAAAGAAAUGGCGCCCGUGGGAUUUUCCGGCAGCCUCGUGGAAGAAAACGCCGUGUCGAGCCUUGCUGGGAGUGCCGCUACAGGAGACGCUCUCCUGCCAUCACACUGUGCGCUGCUGCUUUCCAGACCUCCGAGGACGCUCACAGAGAUCUGGCAGUCCAUUGAAGGACAUCACAGUAACAGUACAAACAUACCCCUUUGUAACCAGUGCUGCUUGCAUAUUUUCACCCUCAACUGCUGGCCUUGGCGCUCCCCAGCCUGGGGGGGGGGAGGGUUGGGUAAGCUGGAGAGGCUGCGAGUGGCUGCAUCUGGCCCCCCUGGACGGCUGGGAGGGUCACUCGUUCACACCUGCGCACUCAGGUUGGCAACCUCUUAGAUGGACAGAUAUUUAAAGUUUAAACAUCAGGCCUGCAUAGAAUAGUUUUCCUUAGAAGAAGCAUGCAUCAAGAAGCUUGGAAAGGCAAAUGUGUUUUCUAAGCUUUAAAAAAAAAAAACAUCAGCUUUAGGGUUUUGUGUGAUUAUGUGCAAUGCAGCAAAACUACCGACACGUAAAUUAUUUAGCUAUUUACUUCUACUUGAGUGUUUUCUUUUUUAUGAUACUGCUUUUCCGGUUCAGUAAUGAAUGAUGUGCCCCACCAAGGAAAAUUCUUUGUUCUGUCACUGAGGUGAUAUUUUACAGUUAGGAAUUACAAAAACUAAGGGAGAUCUUUAAAUGUGUUUUUGUUUUUUUUUUUUUAAUUUCAAUAAUGCUUUCCAUUCAGGAUAAGGAUAAUGGCCUUUGGGGUGCUGUGGGCUCCGAUGAGUUUCCAUAUUUGGCAGCCUCGUGUUGCCACACUCGCACACAGAAGGGUGUGGAGAGCCAGUAAAAUGAAAGCUCAUCCGCUGGCCCACAGACCCUCUGUGAGCUUGCUUUCUUAUGACCGAAGUAGGUUUUCCUCUGGUGUUUGAAUCUUGUCACCUGUUAGAAUGCUUAGUUCAACUGGAGUGUCGAUUCGGUACAAUAAAUGGUCUGAGUCUGCACACCCUGCAUUUGCUGUAUUUACAUGCAUACAGUGAAGCACGCUCCGUCUGUGUUCUGGAGGGAGGGGUCUGCAUGUCCAGCAGCUCACAAGCCAAAUAUUUCACAAGGAGAAAUAUUUACCAAGGUGUAAUAUCAACCCGUGUGUCAAUAGCAAAGGCCAUUCGGUGCCAACUGUUAAUAAGGUUACCAUUUUAAGAUAUUAACUAUAGGGGGGCCUGGGUGGCUCCCUUGGUUAGGUGUCCCAACUCUUGAUCUCAGCGCAGGUCUUGAUCUCCGGGUUGUGAGUUCAAGCCCCACAUUGGGUGUGAAGCCUACUUUAAAAUAAAUAAAUAAUAAAUAAAAUAUUAACUCUGAAUAUAGAUCAGAAAACUAGAAUUAAUGAACUUUUAUGUAUUUUUUCUUAUAAAUAGUGAAAUCAAAUGCUAACCUUACAUUACACGGUUCUGCAAUUAGAUCUAAGCUUAAAAGCAUGGGCUCGUUUCCAGAGAAAUGUGAAUCUCCGUGUUUAUGUUACUAACAACUAUUAGAAACUACAAUUCUUUCAGCUACUUGAGACUGUAUAGAGGUUUACCCUGGGGUGGGAGGAGGUGAGCCCAAGCCAUAACCCAAAAACUGAUGAUGGAGACAGGUGGAGUGGGAAGGGGCCAGCUGUUAACAAAAAGAAGAGCCUAAGACAUAUGUAUGGAAGGGUGUGAGGGAAUAGCAGAGCACAGUGGGAGUUCAGCGUGAGCACAGAAGCACGGUACUUGGAAGGCAGAAAGAAUGGGAUGAUGAAGUUGAAAGAGAACUUGCUUAAAUAAUUUCUGAGGUAGGACAAUAAAUAUAGGUCUUUGGGCCUGAGGGCAAAUAAAAUAUUUAAGGCAUCUAAAGAUGUCUGAAUUUUACUCCACUUGAUUGACGAGAAGUAAGUACCUGUUUCCAACAGCCGCCCAUGUCAACAGGGCUGAAAGGCCGUGGUUUGGGAUUUUUGUUUAUUAUCUGUUUCCAUUUGCCCCACGAAUGUGGAAUGCAUGGGAGGCUUUUUUUUUUCCACCCUGAAAUGCUGCUAAUGGUUUGCACAGAGGGGUUCUGGCGCUCACACUGGUCUGGGAGCAGAGACUCCAACGUCAUCUGUAUCGGAGUCAGACUGUCUUCGUAUGGAAAGGUCAUCAGAGGACAAAGCAGUGCCCCUUCACCCCAGUGGCCCGCGUGGCAGAUUCUGCGAUUUGCCUGGAGCAUCAGCAUCUGCGUGAAACCCAACACCUCGAGGUGUCCUCCCAGCCCCACCUGGGAGGGGUGUGAUGGGAGCGCCUGAUGGCCUCAGCCUGCCAUCCCCCUCUUCUUAACAAAAAAGAAGUGACCGGUUGAGGCAUUUCCAUUUGUUCUUAAGAAGGUGUUAGUCCCCCAGCAGUGCUGCCUCUUCCUAUCAAUAUAUCCAUUAAGGUUGACUAAGCCCUGCCUCAGCCAAGACAGCGGCUUUGGCCUCCUAUCUUUGCCCUUCGCCCUUGAUCCUGUUUGGCAGGUGAAUUAGCUCUGAGCUCCAGACUUCACGGCCGCUUAAACGUUUCUGUCAACAGCCUGUUGUGUGUAAGAGACCCAAAUAAGAAAACCCAGCCUGCAGAAGGAUUUCUGCCCUGAGAAAAAUGCUGAAAGCCCCUCACAGAACAUAAUGGGGGUAGUCGCAAAGACAGGCGGCUUGUCUAAAUGCAUAAACUCAACGAAAUGGAGGGAAAAGGAGACACUUUUUUCUUCCUGAAAAAAGGAGAAGGGGGAAGGAAGAGUUGGUCUGUGGCCAGGUCAUGAGUGCCCUCCUCAUUCCCCGUGUGGGACUUACUCUGUCACUGUAUUAUGAUUUCUAGGAAGUACCCAGGUCUGUUCUCACAGGUUUAUGAUUGGUAGGGGUUUUUUUAAUUAAAAGCUUUUUAAUGUUUACUUAUUUUUAAAAGAGAGAAACAGAGUGCAAGCAGGGGAGGGGCAGAGAGAGAGGGAGACACAGAGUCUGAAGCAGGCUCCAGGCUCUGAGCUGUCAGCAAAGAGCCCGACACGGGGCUUGAACUCACGAACCAUGAGAUCAUGACCUGAGCCAAAGUCAAACGCUUAACUGACUGAGCCACCCAGGUACCCCUGAAGUGGGCAAUUUUGGAAAGAUGAAUCAUACUCGUCCUGCCUGUGAUUUCACAGCCUCAACUCCAGGAACCACACCCCACACUUUCUCCUAAAAUUCCAUCUUUUCCACCCGGCACAAGCUUUAUCUAUUACUUAGAUUUGAGAUUAAGACCGAGACACUUAAAUGGUUUUUUUUUUUUUAAGUUUAUUUAUUUUGAGACAGAGACAGUGUGAGUGAGGGAGGUGCAGAGAGAGAAGGAGAGAGAGAGAAUCCCAGGCAGGUUUUGCACUGUCUGCAGAGCCCGAUGUGGGGGCUUGAUCCCACGAACUGGGAGAUCAUGACCUGAGCUGAAGUCAAGAGUCAGACACGUAACCUACUGAGCCACCCAGGCGCCUCAAGACACUUAAAUAGGUUCUACUUAGCCUUGUUAUUUUAUUUUGGUCAUGGCAGCCCAAGAAGAUUUUCUGGAACUUCCCAGUCAUUCUCCAUUCUGUUCAAAUAAACAUGUUUAAAUUACCUUCCA
This is a messenger RNA of Acinonyx jubatus (cheetah), 8963 nucleotides long. RefSeq names its product ectonucleoside triphosphate diphosphohydrolase 4 (gene ENTPD4). NCBI's taxonomy places the organism in Eukaryota, Metazoa, Chordata, Mammalia, Carnivora, Felidae. The coding region runs from base 342 to 2240 and encodes 632 amino acids. The record is from RefSeq and is a predicted model, not a curated record. Gene Ontology annotation, molecular function: nucleoside diphosphate phosphatase activity. The transcript is spliced from 15 exons. Gene Ontology annotation, cellular component: membrane. Gene Ontology annotation, biological process: nucleoside diphosphate catabolic process.